AACAAAAUCCCAACGCGUCUUCGCUUCAACACGGUGUGAAUUUCGUUCGAAUAACCGAAUACUCGAAGCAGAGCUUGGUAGCAGAGGCAUGUGGGCUUUGAUAAAUACAAGUCUGCACCCAGACCUGUGAUUUCUCAAGAAACCGCCUGUAAAUCACCAGCAAUAUGCCCGGUCUCAUUAGUUCGUCCUCCUCUGCUGGUCCCAGGGCAGCGCCCAAAGCGACCUCCCGUCGUCGUCCAGGGCAAAAUGCUGCAGCCACUGUCGUGAAGCCCAAUCCCAUCGUGCCGGUCGCUGUGAGCGGCACAGCCCCUCCGUCUCCUCCGCCUACACAACCUCAAGCACCAUCAGAUCCAAGACCUUCCGAAGAGGGGUUGCAGAGCUCUGGCCGAGUCGAUCCGGCACCUGGUGUGCACCAGUCGUCAAACGAUAGACAAGACGUGGCCGCAGAUGUCUCGCAAGAACAAGCCCCACUGACCGUAUUUGAUGCCUCGUCAGGAAAUGAUAGUCACACUGUCGUUGAUGGCAACAAAAGAGCGUCUCCUCUAUCAUUUCACGUAUCAUCAAGUCAAGGUAGGCUGGAAGCGCAACAAUUGCACGCCGCUGAUGAACAAGUCAUAUCCCCGGGUCCAUCGCAGAUAGAAAGGAGUGCGGACCAACCUGUGGGAGAUGAAUCGCAAUCAGUUCACGGAGCAGAUGCAUCGAAUUCGCCUAAUGUGGCCGGUGCCGAUGUCCUAGGCAAACGACAGCGCGCAGAUGGCUUGGCCGUCCCCGGCGCUCAAAUUGCCAAAAGGACGAGACGCAGCCCAGUCGCACCUGAAAUACCACCUCAGUCAUCACUACCGCUUGAAGACUAUAGUCAGUCAUCUAUCCCUGAAGUAGAUCGUUCGAGUCAAGAAAACGGGCAGGUUCACGAAGUUGAUCCCGGCAUGCCAGCCAAAAAGCGGAGACAAGCGCGCAACAAUGGAGGGCGCAAUGAGGGUGGUCGGGCUAUCGACGACGAGACAACACCGACAGGAAAUAAAGCGUCGAAGCCGAAAAAGCCACGACAGCGCAAGAAGCCGCCCGCCGCCUCAAAGGCCUACGGACCAGUAUCCGAGCAAAUCGUGCAGACCACAGAGGGCGGUCACGAUGCAACUGGCGACACGGCUACACCAGGCACGAAGGAGAAAGCUUCGGGUGCUGAGAAACGACGACAGAAGAAGUCUGCGCAACCUGUUGCCAGUCCUAAUUUAGAGACCAACUCGCCUGAUCCCGAGCUGCAUGAGAUCGAUCCUCGCGAGUUAUCCAUGUGGGAAUUGAGUCAUGAUACGACACGCGGUAAGACGUCAGAGUUAGGGCGGAGGAUGGCAGCAAUCGACUGGAAGGAAGUCGCUUUGAAGCGACGACUAGAGGAGUCCGGGAUCGCAGUUACACCAGAUCAGACGGGCAGCGGGGUGCUGCUCACCUCUACAGCAGGGCAGAAUGCUGAAGCGAUUGCUGAGGCAGCGGAAGCUGUCAUUACGGAAACGAAUGGCGAAAGCGGCGAUAUCGAACUUCAAAUGGACGCUGACGGCAACAUCAUCGCUAAUGACGAUGCGCUCGUUCGUGUCAUGAAUGCUGAAGCAGAAGCUGCCGCCAACAGCGGAGCGCCUGUGAUGGAAGAGAACCCGCUCACCACUCGUCUGAAUCGCACAACGUGGGUUAAUGCCAACAAACGUGACCCUGCCGAUAGAGUGCCGAUGUGGAAGGGCAAAAGUGAUCCGUGGUCGGAGGAUGAGACUGAUCGGUUUUACGAAGCGCUGGGCAUGUUCGGCACGGAUUUUUUUAUCAUCAGCAAGAUGUUCCCUCCGAAGACUCGCCGAAUGAUCAAGAUGAAAUUCGUGCGCGAGGAGCGCCUCGACCCUGACCGGAUCAAUCGCACCUUGCUCGGAAUGGAUAAGAAACCAAUGGAUCUUGAGCAUUACGCACGCGAAACCGGGAGAGAUGUCGCUGCAUUUUCGAAAUAUGCCACGGUCGAGGAAGCCGACGCGGCGAUGAGAGAAGAGCUCAAAGGCACUGCGGCACGGAUGACGGCGACCAUCGAGCAGGAAGCCGCCAAUGCGGAGGACCAAGAAGAACAGGAGAGGCUGCGUCAGCAAGAGCGAAGUCGUGGAGGAAGGAGGGGCAAAAAGGGCAGACAGAUGGAAGGUGGAGGGAUUGGAGGCGGUGGACCGGAUGACGGCUGAUGUUGAGACUCGAUGUCAUGUUUCACUGUCCAUGUGUCGGUAAAUUCCCUGCAUGAGUAUUGCUGCGCAGGACUUGCGAUCGAGAACGAGUGCGGUCUGCCCUACGGACCCGCAGCCAGUGUUCUAGACGCGAUGUGCCUCGGAACCCAGGACGCGCCCAAGCGGUGCUCAGCCUCGUUGGGAACGACUGUCACAUGCAAUCAGCGGAAUGGAAGCACACUCGUCAAAUUUUCCACAGACGAGGUCUGCUCACGGUUGCUGCAUCGAUGACAUCCGCGGACCAGCGAGAUGGCUGGAUUAAUAACGCAUAGGUAGCCACGUACUCCCGUGACAUUUGGCACAACGAAAUCGUGAUUUCCCAGGGUCUAUCCCCCA
Dissoconium aciculare CBS 342.82 is the source of this 2579-nucleotide messenger RNA. RefSeq lists its product as uncharacterized. Gene Ontology annotation, molecular function: TFIIIC-class transcription factor complex binding. Gene Ontology annotation, cellular component: transcription factor TFIIIB complex. The transcript has a single exon. The record is from RefSeq and is a predicted model, not a curated record. Gene Ontology annotation, biological process: RNA polymerase III preinitiation complex assembly. The coding region runs from base 165 to 2204 and encodes 679 amino acids. Lineage: Eukaryota; Fungi; Ascomycota; Dothideomycetes; Mycosphaerellales; Dissoconiaceae.